Messenger RNA from Symbiodinium necroappetens, 2334 nucleotides. The record is from the annotation of a GenBank genome assembly. Lineage: Eukaryota; Dinophyceae; Suessiales; Symbiodiniaceae.
AUGCAGGAGAGGCAUAUGCUCGGACCGCAGACCCUUUAUGCAAGGGACCAGGUGCAGCCGACGCCUUGGAUGCAGCAGCAGUUCCAAACUCAACAGGCUCGGCAGCACCAGUUGCCACAGCCCUCUCAACCACGGCAGGCGAUGCCGAUAACCCCACAGGUGCCUCCAGCAUUUCCGCAAGCUUGGCAGCCGCAGCAGGGACAGCAGAUGCCAGGAUACCAAGCGCAGCAGCAACAUCCAUAUGCUGCGUACCAUGCCCAGCAUCCCCAAGCGCAGCAGGCGAGGGAUGAGUACUAUUCUCGACCUGGCCAAGCACCCAUCAGACUGCCAGCGCUCGACCCUGACCCCGACCCGGCUUAUCUCCGCGAGUUUGCUCUAAAGGCUGCCAUGAUGGACGGAGCCAUGACGGGUUUCGGCACAACCGGCGCAGGGUCAUCUCCCUCGUGCUCCCCCUAUGCAUCUCCUUCACACCACGACUGCGAUGACACGGCCAUGGACGAGCGACAGCUUGCCCUAGCCAUCCAAAAUCCCAGGAUCACUGAGCACUUGGCGGCUGGCCUCUUUCGUCGCAUGGACAAGAGUUGCGAUGGGCGGCUCAGCUAUCAUGAACUGCUGAGAUUCCUUCCCAUCCUCUACCAGGAGCUGGGCUUGUCCUUAGUAAAAGACACAACGACGCAUCAAAAGCUGGUGCGCAAUCGUAUGCGAAAGUUCGAUCACGACGGCGACGGAUGCCUCGACCAAGCAGAGUUCCUGCAGCUGUACAGGUGGACCUUGCAUCGGAAGUACGAGGACUUAAAGCCUCCGAAGUUCGCACGCAGUGGCUUGCUGCGUGGGGCAAAGCCUGGAGUCCCGGCACAGUUUUACCACUUCGGUGCCAUGCUAGGACAGGGCAGCUUUGGCAUUGUGCACAGUGUGACUCAGAAGGCCACUGGCAUCAAAAGAGUAAUGAAGACGGUAAACAAGAUGAAGCUGCAAGAGAGCAACACACCAAUCGCUUGCCUGGAUCAAGAGAUCCAGCUCCUUGCCAUGCUGGACCACCCCCGGAUCCUCCGACUCUACGAGUGGUACGCAGACUCCGAGAACGUCUACAUUAUCACCGAUGUCUGUGAGGGAGGGGAGCUUUUCGACCUGGUCAAGGCCAGCAUCGAUCAGAAGCAGCCCAUCCCGGAGGAAUGGGUGCGCCGCAUUUUCCUUCAGGCAACGGAGGCCAUAAGCUACUGCCAUGAGAAGGGUGUGAUGCACAAGGAUCUGAAGUUCGAGAACCUUCUCCUGCAGAAAAGCGUCUCCAGCACAUCCCGACUGGAGGACGUAAACAUUGUGGUCAUUGAUGUGGGCCUUGCCGAGCUCUUCGGCCCCUCCCACGGGAAGGGCAUGCGGUCCAGCGCUCGCAGCGGAACCCUGACGACCAUCGCCCCCGAGGUCCUCCAAGGUGACUUCUGCUACAAGUGUGACGUUUGGAGCUUGGGCUGCAUGCUCUUUGCUGUGUUUAACCCGCAGCCAUCAUACAUACCUGGCCCAGAUGGCAAUCCGAUACUUUGCCCUUAUCCCUUCCAUCCGCAGCCGACUGAGAGGGACCGGCUGGGCUUGGACGUGCUUAUGCAGCAGCAGCGAAAGGGUCCUGAUCUGCGGCGUUUGACUGCCGGCCACGCUCUCAAGGACCUAGUGGGUAGAAUGCUCUGCUUUGAGGAGGAGCAGCGGCCGUCCGCCAAGGAAUGCUUGCGCUCGUCCUGGCUGGGAUCGGGAGGCAACACGCCGCUCGAGAACCAGGCCCAGUCGAAGCAGGAGAGUCUGAAGAUCAUGAUCUCGCCAGUCAUCGACCACGACCGGGAGCAUAGGACAUGGUGGCGGGCUGUGGCCGUCCAGGCCGCCGCGCAGCUACCAGGUGGCGUCCUCGAGUCUUUGGCGAAGCUGUUCCGGGAGGCGCACGAGGGCCAAACGGAUGGAGCCAUCGAGAAGCACGCCCUUGUACAGAUGCUCCGGAGACUGAAGGUUAGCCCUGAGCUCGCCCAGAGUGCUGCAGACAUGGCAGACUUUGAUGGCGAUGGUCUCAUCGAGUUCAGCGAGUUCGUUGCUACCUGCUUGCCCUCCGCACGUGAGCUGUUUGCAGUGUCCUUGCAGAUGGCAUUCCACAGCUUUGACACAAAUUCCGACGGUACGCUCGAUCGAACCGAAAUCGCGCAGCUCCUCCAGAGCGGGCAGAUCGAGGAAAACCAUCUGCCCAAGACAAAGACUGUGCAGGAGAUGGUGGAAGAGUUGGACCUCGAUCAUAACGGCGUGAUCUCGUUCAGCGAGUUCCAGCACUACUUCAUGAACGUUGAUGCCGGACAUGCUUGA